AUGUCUAGAAACUACGUACAAGCUAACGGCAGUAAUGGACAAAACGAAGGCAGCGAAGAGGAUGAUAAAAGUGAUGUGUUUGGAUAUCCAAACCACGUGCAGCACGACACACCUGGUAGUUUCAGCAAAAAUGCUCUUCGGCGACGUAGCCGUUUAUAUGUUCACCGGCAAUGCCGCAUUAUCGUAAGAAAUCUGUCUUACAAAAUAACUGAUCAAAAACUGCGCAGUGAGUUUAAGCAAUAUGGUGAACUAGAAGAAGUGAAUAUUCUCAAACGACCCGAUGGAAAGUUAGUCGGGUGCGCGUUUCUGCAGUUUUCAAAUAAGGAAGAAUCUGAUCAAGCAAUUGAAAAGAUGAAUAAUCAGAUGUUUAUGGGGAGAAAGAUUCAGGUGCACUAUGCUCUAGAUAAACUUGAUUUCUCUAAAAUGAAAACGAAACAGGAAAUCAAAAAGGAAGAAAUAAAACAGGAGGAUUCUCAAAUGGAGGAAGAUGAUGAAGUCCAAAUUAAGGAAGAAUCUGAAGACGACGAUGGUAGUGAUGAGGAUGAUCAAAAUGAGGAUGAGAGAGAUGAUGAUGAUGAUGAUGAAGAAAACGACGAUGACAGUAAUGCAACUGAUGAUUCGGACGAUGAAAAACCCAUAAUCAAAAAAGAGAAUAAGAACGAGAUUGAGGAAGGUCGUACUGUGUUUCUUAAAAAUGUACCGUACGACGUUAAAGCUGAUGAGCUAAAACAACUAAUGUCUCAGUUUGGUAUGGUUGCACAAGUGUUAAUUAACAAAGAGCGCAUAUCUGGACAUUCGAAAGGUACGGCGUUUGUCAUUUUCAAGUUAAAAGACUCUGCUGAGCUCAGUUGCCGCCAGAACCUGAAGCUACAGCUACAUGAGCAGUUUUUGGAGAUUCUGCCAGCCCUACGCAAGAAAGACAUUAAGGAACGCGAGAAAGCAAAGGAGGAAAAGCGUGCGAAAGAUUCACGAAAUCUGUAUCUUCUAAAGGAGGGGUUAAUCAUGGCAGGAUCUCCUGCGGCUAAAGACGUAUCCAAGGCGGACAUGGCUCAACGUUUACGCUUGGAGCAGCGGACAAAUGAGAUGCUUAAAAACUACAAUCGCUUUGUCGCACGCGAGCGUCUUACAAUACACAACAUCCCAGAUAAUUACUCGAACGAGGAAUUGCGAAAAACAGUCAUCAAAUUCACUUCGCAGAGGCCAAAGGAAUGUCGCGUGAUGAGAGACACUCGACCGUCAUUUGGCAAUCCAGUAGGACGAUCCCGUGGAUAUGGAUUUCUUUCCUUUGCGCGUCACGAAACAGCUCUAGAAGUGUUGCGAAAGCUUAACAAUAAUCCGGCAGUGUUCGGCAAAAACUCGCGCCCCAUCGUGUCAUUUAGCAUCGAAGAUCGUAACGUGUACAACAUCAGACAGAAACGAUUGGAAAAGUCGCGUCUAAAUAACCCCACCUACCAGAAGAAAAUGGAAGAGCUAAAAAUGAAAAAGCUGAAAAAACUGCAAAUUCGCAAGGAAGCAAGACGGCAAGAAAUGGAACAGUUAGCCGUGGCCCCUGGUGCCCUGCUGCAAAAACUCAACCUCAAGACGAAAGAUGUAGAUAUGGUGCCUAAGAAAAAGCAACGCAAACGUGACAUUGAACACAUGGUAACAUCGUACACGGGGGAGUUGUCGAAGGAAGGAAGGGCGGGGAUACGAUCGAACCGCAAAAUCGCGUACCAGGCUGAUGCACAUAUGAAGCGCAUUAAGCAGGAGAAGAAGGAACAGAAAAAGAAAAAGCUUAAACAGGAGCAGGCAAAAAAUCGAAAAGAAAAGGUCGCCGGCAGAGUCAAACCCAAAUUAAAUCUUAAAGAACUCAAAAAAGAGGAUGCCUUUUUCAAGCAAACGGUUGGAAAGUAUAAGGAAAUGAUAAACCAUGUAACAAAACAACCGACCAGAAGCAAAUGGUACACUGAGUAG
Molecule: messenger RNA, 1953 nt
Organism: Anopheles nili
Lineage: Eukaryota; Metazoa; Arthropoda; Insecta; Diptera; Culicidae
Product: RNA-binding protein 28
Exons: 1
Coding region: 1-1953 (650 amino acids)
Molecular function (GO): RNA binding
Source: RefSeq, a predicted model, not a curated record